Messenger RNA from Leptosia nina, 1407 nucleotides. NCBI's taxonomy places the organism in Eukaryota, Metazoa, Arthropoda, Insecta, Lepidoptera, Pieridae. The record is from the annotation of a GenBank genome assembly.
AUGGUUAAAGUUGACGUGAAGUACACUAAGCUCUUUAUUAACAACGAAUGGGUUGAUGCUGUGAGCAAAAAAACUUUCCCUACCAUAAACCCUCAAGAUGAAAGCAUCAUUGCGCAAGUCGCAGAAGGAGAUAAGGCAGACGUAGAUUUAGCAGUAAGGGGAAUGCUGUUGCUAAAACUAGCUGACCUGAUGGAAGCGCAAGCAAGAUAUUUAGCUGAACUGGAGACUUUGGACUGCGGGAAACCAGUGAAAAUAGCUGAGGAGGAAGUGUAUUAUUCAGCCACUGUGUUGAGAUACUACGCAGGAAAAGCUGAUAAGAUUCAUGGGAACACGAUUCCAGCAGAUGGCGACGUCCUCUCAAUGACACUUAAAGAACCAGUCGGAGUGUGCGCACAGAUUAUACCAUGGAACUACCCUAUACCAAUGAUGUCUUGGAAAAUUGCGCCCGCUCUUUCAGCAGGCUGCACUAUUAUAGUAAAACCUGCAGAACAAACGCCACUAACCGCUUUAGCAGUCGGUGCACUUAUAAAGGAGGCUGGUUUUCCCCCUGGGGUAGUGAAUAUCGUGCCAGGGUAUGGGCCGACAGCUGGUGCCGCGCUUACUCAUCACCCGGACGUCGAUAAAGUCGCGUUUACUGGUUCCACAGAGGUGGGAAGAUUGAUUCUUGGCGCUGCGCCAGUUGCGAAUCUAAAACGAGUUACAUUGGAAUUGGGAGGAAAGAGCCCGCUGGUUGUGUUUAACGAUGCUGAUGUGGAAAAAGCAGCACAAUUGGCGCAUGCGGCUGCAUUUGCUAACGGCGGCCAAUGCUGUUGCGCCGGAACAAGAACGUUCGUGCAAUCCGGUAUUUACGAGCAAUUCAUCAAGAAAGCCGCUGAGAUCGCUAACAAGAGAUCUGUAGGAAACCCCUUCGAUGACGUUCAACAAGGACCUCAGAUCGAUAAAGAGAUGUACUCCAAAGUACUGGGCUACAUACAAGCUGGAAAGGAUGAAGGCGCCAAAUGUCUAGCCGGUGGAGACAAACUCGGUGAUAAAGGAUAUUACAUAAAACCAACUGUUUUUGCUGAUGUUGAGGAUAACAUGAAGAUCGCUAAGGAAGAGAUUUUUGGACCCGUACAAAGUAUAUUAAAGUUUGAUACGUUCGAAGAAGUAGUAGACCGUGCGAACAACACUAACUAUGGUCUCGGUGCUGGAGUUAUCACAAAUGACAUCACUACAGCACUUAGUUUCGCGAAGUACGUCCGGGCUGGUUCUGUGUGGGUGAACACGUACGAUCACGUCACCAGUCAGACUCCGUUUGGUGGAUUCAAGGAUUCCGGUUUAGGCCGCGAAUUAGGCGAAGACGGUGUCAACCAAUAUCUAGAAGUGAAAACAGUCACAUUGGCCCUACCAAAGAAACCACUGCUUUGA